AUGUGCAACUGGAACACUUACACAUUCGACUGUGGCUGCAUGUCGAUGGAUCUGCGAUCGCGAUGCCAGCGCAAGCUCGCCGACGACGAGCUGGACCCGUGCUUCUGGAUGCAGCGCGUCAGCGACAAGUGGAGAUUCCACCAGCAGAGGAUGUGCGACGCCUGCAACUACCGGCUGAUGCACGGCGAAUGGAGCGAGAUUGGGGCGAGGGCGCAUGAGAUUGCGCGGCUCAUGGCGAGGGCUAGACAGCUGGGCUGA
Molecule: messenger RNA, 258 nt
Organism: Clonostachys byssicola
Lineage: Eukaryota; Fungi; Ascomycota; Sordariomycetes; Hypocreales; Bionectriaceae
Source: the annotation of a GenBank genome assembly